Molecule: messenger RNA, 4711 nt
Organism: Cheilinus undulatus (humphead wrasse)
Lineage: Eukaryota; Metazoa; Chordata; Actinopteri; Labriformes; Labridae
Product: E3 ubiquitin-protein ligase TRIM21-like
Exons: 2
Coding region: 159-1970 (603 amino acids)
Molecular function (GO): zinc ion binding; protein binding
Source: RefSeq, a predicted model, not a curated record
CUGUGUAGUCUGUGCUGUCCUGCAGGGCAGCAGCUUGUGUCCGCCCGUUAGAUCCUUGCCUCAGCCCAGCAGAGGAAGUCUGGCUCUGCGCUGGUGGUACCCUCUGGACCAGGUUCCCCUCGCUGCCUGCCCUCAUCAGCCUCUCUCCGAUACGAAGCAUGCAUGAGCGAUUCCCCUGCAGCUCCUUCCUCAUGCUGGGGCUCUUAGACCCCGCUGAUCCGGGGCGACCCAGACGAGGAGAGGACUUGGACAUCUUUCCUGCUGGGCUGAGGAGAGCGUUGUUUAGGUACUGCAGGGUUAGUUGUGUCAUCAUGGCGGCUACCAGCUGUGUUCUGUCUGAGGACCAGUUCCUGUGCUGCAUCUGUUUGGAUGUUUUCACUGAUCCUGUCACCAUCCCCUGUGGACACAACUUCUGCAAGAAGUGCAUCUCACAGCACUGGAACAUUAACAGUGUGCGGUGUCAGUGUCCUUUGUGUAAGAAGCAGUUUCAAACCAAACCGGAGCUGCCCGUCAACACUUUUAUAUCUGAGAUGGCAUCUGAGUUCAAGCAGUCAGCAGGAAAGAGAAAGCGCUCAGACUCAGAGAUCAAAGCUGCCAAACCAGGAGAGAUCUGCUGUGACGUCUGCACUGGAACCAAAAUGAAGGCCGUGAAGUCUUGUUUGACAUGUUUCGCCUCCUACUGUGGUAUCCACAUAGACUCUCACAUGACUGCUGAGUCCCUUCAAAGACAUCUGCUGACUGAUCCUGUGGGCAACAUGGAGACCAGGGUAUGUUCACAGCAUACAAAAGCCCUGGAGUUGUUCUGUAAGACCGAUCAGAUCUGCGUGUGUGCUCAGUGCAUCGUUUCAGGGCAUGUGGGUCACAAAAUUUCCUCCCUGAAAGAUGAAUGCGAAGCAAAGAGGGACCAGCUGGAGCAAGCAGGCAUAGAAAUCCAGCAGAUGAUCCAGGAGAGACAACAAAGGAUCAGACAAAUUGAACAAUUAAAAAUGCACAGUAAGGAUGAUGCAGAGAGAGAGAUAGCAGACGGUGUUCGAGUCUUCACCCUCGUCAUGCAGACUGCAGAAAAACGCCUGAACACGCUCAUCGAGACGAUUGAAGAGAGACAGAAGAUGACGGAGAAAGAGGCUGAUGGCUUCAUUAAAGAGCUGAACCGAGAAAUCUCUGCACUGAUGAAGAAAACUGCUGAGAUGGAGCAGCUCCUACACUCCCAGGACCAUCUCCUCCUCCUGCAGACACUCUCAUCCAUGAACUCUACUCUGAGCACCAAAAGCUCCACCCCGGUUAGGAUCUGUCCACCGUCAUAUGAGGGGAUUGUGGUGAAAGCUGCGGCUGAGCUGGAGGAGAUUCUAAGCAGAGAGAAGAAGCAGCAGCUCCUUGAAGCCCAGCUGAAGAAAGCCCAGCAGUACGCAGUCGAUGUGACCCUUGACCCUCAGACAGCCAAUGCCUGGUUAGUCCUGUCUGAUGACAACAAACAGGUCUGCUGUGGUGAGGUGAGACAGGAGCUACCAGACAACGUGAACAGGUUUUCUCUUUAUGCCAACGUCGUUGCACAGCAGAGUUUCUCCUCAGGAAGAGCUUUCUAUGUGGUUCAGGUCUCGGGGAAGACAGACUGGACUCUGGGAGUGGUCAAAGAAUCCGUUGACAGGAAGGGAACACUCCCAUUAAGCCCAAUGCAUGGAUACUGGUCUGUGGGUUUAAGGAAUGGGAAUGAAUACCUCAGUCUAUCCUCUCCAGUGGUCCGCCUCAGUCUGGACUCCAGGCCUCACAGGGUGGGGGUUUAUGUAGGCUAUGAGGAGGGUCUGGUCUCCUUUUAUGAUGUGGAUGCUGCCGUUCAUCUUUACUCGUUCACUGACUGCAACUUUACAGAGAGACUCCGUCCUUUCUUCAGCCCUGGCCUUCACCAUGGAGGAGCAAACUCAGCUCCUCUCAUUAUUUUACCGGCCAACCUCACUGACUCAGACUUCUUAUGAAGUUCAUGAAGAGGAGUUUGUCAUUUCACAGGAGAAAAUCGAAGGCUUAAUGUGACAUUACUAUGUUGGGUAAAACUACUUUUAAAAGUCACUCGUUAUAUAUCCUCCUAAGACCCCUUAUUUGGGUCAAGUAGAAUCUGAUUAGGACAAAACUUAAGCUGGAUCUUUAAAGAGGAAGUAGUUUUAGGAUGUCUGCACAUGAGGACAAUAACCCAAUCUUACUGCACAAUAAAAAAAACAAAAUUAUUUCUUCACUUUUAGGAAGUCAUUUUGGCAAACAAUGUGUUUUUCCACUUAAACUUCUUGAGGUCUUGGAAAAUUUCCUUUAAAAUGAUUAGAGAUUUCCAAAACAAACAAACAAAAAUCCCCCCAAUUCAGAGGAAUUCCCCAAAAUUUGAGAGAAAUUUCAGUGAAAUUCUUUAUCAUAUUUUUAAAAAUCCCAUUUGAAAAACCCUUUAACAUUCCCCAAAUGUCUUUUGAAUAAGCACAAAUAAUUUAAUAAAAAAAAUGUUCCUAAUAAUUCCUUAAAAUUUCUAAGCAAGUACCCUAUAAUAAAACACAAAUUCAACCAAAAAUGAUAAAUUCAUUAAUUUUUAAAUAAGUAAAAAUUAUCCACUUCCAAAAAAUACACAAGAAUAUGUUCCCAAAAUCCAUAGAAAAUUCUGGAACAAAACCCUCCCCCAACAACUCAAGCAUACCAAAAUAUCCAAAAAUAUUCCCCAAAAAAUUCCACAUAAAUUCCUGAAAAAAAUCAAGCAAGUUCCCUAAAAUUUCAAAUAGAGUUCCUACCAAAAAAAAAAAAAAUUAAAUCAUAUUCCGAACAAUUUACAAAUAAAUUUCCCCAAAUAUUUCCAUGGAAAAAAGGGAAAAUUUUCCUGAAAAUUUACCCCAAAAUUUCUAAAAUUUAAACUAGAUUUCUGUGAAAAUUCUAAAUCAUCUUUGUUAAAACUCUAUUAAAAAUCCAUAAACAAUUCCCAAAUGUUUCACGGAAAACAUUCUGAAGAAACCUGAGUAUUUUGAUCAAAUUUUUCCCCUAAAAAUUCCAUAAAAUUUCCAAGCAAGUUCCGAAAUAUAAAAAAAAAAUCAAAGGAUUUUUCAAUGGGAAAAAUUUAAAUUUCAAAGAACCCAGCCCCACAACAAAAAGAAAAUCCCUUAAAUUUCCUGAAAUUCCUGGAAAAUUUUGUUGUAGUCGUUAUAGUUGGGAAUAGGGCAUCCGUUCAGGGGAGCAGAAUCUAUUUUCGUUGGCUUGCAUCUCAGCUAAUGCAAGGAUUUUACUGAAACUGAGAUGUCAGUGCUGAAAAGCUGUUAAAACCUCCACUGAGUGAUUACUGUAAACUGACAAAGAACAAAACAUUAACAGACUAAACAGAAGAGGACUGGACUGAUGUCUGCACGUCAUUAAAGACUGAAAAAUGUUCCUGCUCAGUUGCUUGACAUGUUAUUCCCAGACAUCAUUAGCUACCUGGUUGAACUGCCUCAUAGGAGACAAUAACAGGGCGCUGCCAUUUAAAGGUAACCUGACAUGUUAAUGUGUUACAUACUUGUUACUCAUGUUGGUGAUACUCUCCAGAAGGCAGGGCCGCUGUACUACGGCUGAGUUUACGGCUCAUGACUGCAGUUUAAUAGAAUAACAGGGCUGUAUGUUACAAAGGGACAGCAGGCGUUUUUUUCAGUAAUAGAUAACUGUUAUGAAAAAAGGUACAACCUAAAAGAAUACUGGAACUGCAGAAGGACUAUGUUAUGUAACUUGCUACAACAAAAAGUAAACUGAGUACUCUAGCAGCUGCUGGUUUAUAGGGGCCAAAAACAGCAGAGCUGGUGUCUUUGAUUAAGUUUGGGCAGAUAGAGCACUUAAUUCAUUAGUAAAGAGAGCAUCGAGGAGAAUAUGGUCAGUGUUUCUGAAACUUUUCUUCUGAUGACCCACUUUUUACAAGGAACAAGCCAUAGUCACCCAGCGCUUAUUAUUGCUGAUCAAGUCAGCCUUCUGUGCUGUCCUCGGCUGGUUGGUUGAGCUGAUGGCUAGCUCUAACUUAAUGUUGUUAAUUCUGCUCUCAGUCUGACCCUAAUUUGGUGCUCUCCAUUUAGAGUCUGGGACGAGCCACUACCUCUGUCUGUGAACGCUCUGCCCCCUAGGCCUUUAGAGACUGUCUAGUCUGGGACAAUGCACUUCUCUUUUAUUAGUCAAGCACCCACAACUAUGACUUUAGCUCUUUAGCGUCCAGUAGCUUGUAGAGCCUUGUUUUGUGUUAGGAGGGUGAAUAUUUUGGGGUGGAGCUCCCUCAUGUGGCUAUGUGUGCUGCAUAAAUGUCCAAUAAUGUAGCAAAGACUGUCUGAAACCUGGCCUAGGAAUGAAUGGUUUAUACAGUAUUUGUCCUACCUAAAUGCACUUUAAAGGAUGGGCAGCACUGCAUUAUAGAACUAUUUUUGUGUUUUUUGUUUUGUAAGAUGCUCAUUAAUUCUUUCUCAGGUGACCAAAAGUGCAAGUGAAGGUUUGUUUCUAUAUCCUAUGUUGUAUUAAUAAAAUGUUUUUUAUAAAUACUGAAAAAAAUCUAUGAUUUGAAAAAUUGUCUCGAUCCAUUAAAAAGUCAUGGUGAUAUAUAUUGAGACACAAGCCACUCAGAUCAUUAUAAGCCUUUUAUACAGGCCACCUGAAGCUUUGAAAUAUUUAUGGUAGGCUACUGUAAUAUAUUUUUUUAAACCAUCCUUUGCACAAUGCCCCUAAAACUAUUAACCCCACUGGA